Molecule: messenger RNA, 1347 nt
Organism: Benincasa hispida (wax gourd)
Lineage: Eukaryota; Viridiplantae; Streptophyta; Magnoliopsida; Cucurbitales; Cucurbitaceae
Source: RefSeq, a predicted model, not a curated record
AUGACAAGUAAACUCAGAACGUGGCAGAAAGUAGCUACUGAGGUUAAUCAACAACAUUGUGGGAAUAUUGUGAUGUCCAUAGAAAAAAAGUUGAAACGACUAUCUCCGGUUACUGCAAAUAGCAACAUCUAUCAAGUUACCAAAGCGCUACGGGAGAUGAAUCCUAAAGCCUAUGCCCCUCAACUCAUUUCCAUUGGCCCCCUCCACCAUGGUACUCGAAAGGAUUUGAUAGCCAAUGAACAGUAUAAGCUUCAUGGUUUUAUGAACUUUCUACGUCGUAUGAAUAAUAACAUGAUUGAAUCAAUGGAUCAUGUGGGGUUUCCUCAAACCAGAACAUUGAAUGUCCUUGUGGAGAAAGCUCAUUGUUGGGUGAAAGAAGCCCGCAAUUGCUAUGCAACACCCAUAAAGAUGAAGGAAGAGGAGUUUGUUACAAUGAUGCUUGUGGAUGCAUGUUUCAUAGUUGAGUUUUUUAUACUAAAAUUUGAUGACUGUCAUCCAAAUUGUAAGUUCGUUCAAAUUCAAGAAAAUGUAGAUAUUUCAUUCUACGAAGGAAUAGAAAUGGAUAUACCCGAUGACUUGAUAAAAUUGGAAAAUCAAGUUCCUUUCUUUCUUCUUCGAAGUCUGUUUGACCUAAUACCGAAACACAAUGUCCCCCUCAUCUCCUCUUUCAAAGAUGAUAAAAAUUAUCUUCCACACUGUACUCUUAAGUUUGGGUUGGUGCGUGAAAGCCAUGAGAUCGAUUUGAAUGAAGAACCAGAGCACUUGCCUACUAAGAACAAGAGUGAGAAAGUGGGCUCGAUUCCUCCAUCCAUAACUGAGCUCUACGAGGCUGGUGUCACCAUCAAGAAGGCAAAAAAUACCAAAUAUAUGAGGGACAUAACCUUUAAAAAUGGGGUUCUGGAAAUCCCUCCUUUACAUAUUUAUGAUGACUUCGAACUUAUGCUGCGAAACAUGGUAGCAUUUGAGCAAUUCAAUGCAGCAAAUAGGAACAAGUAUGUGACCCAAUAUGUCUUAUUUCUGGAUCAUUUGAUAAGUACAGAGAAAGACGUGCAUUUACUUAUGAAGGCCGGAAUCAUAAUCAAUAAUAUUGGCGGUUGUGGUAAAGAAGUUUCAGAUCUGUUUAACAACCUCGGUAAAUUUGUCACAGAAUCAAGUUCUUCCCACUUUGAUCCUAUCAGUGAAGCUUUGCGUAAGCACUGUAAUAGAAGGUGGAACAAGACCCGAGCUUCACUCAAACAUGACUAUUUCAACACGCCAUGGGCCUGGGUUUCCUUCUCUGCUGCAGCCUUAGUAAUUUUUCUCAACAUCCUUCAAACUUUUUUCGCUUUCGUCUCUGCAUGUUGUUAA